AUGAGUCCAGGACGCGGCGCAAGACGGCUCAAUAUUCCCUUUACCAUGGUGGUCCCACGCCAAGAUGGAGUUGAGCGCCUUGGCCGACUGCGACCGCGAUGGCGCAACAAUCGGUCACUGUUUGCCGGAGUGAGCUGGAUAGUACUGGUGUUGUUGAUGUCGUGUGUAUCGCCGACUUACGCCGCCUUGUUGAAUUUCGCCAAUUGCCUAAACGCUGCUGUCAUCCAAUCCAAUCCGAAACAACUCCAGUUCGUCCCGCUUGACGUGUCGGUCGCUUUCGACUUGCAUGACUCUCUCAACCCCCUCAAUAUCACGGUCUAUGGGAACGUCUCUGGUACAGCCAAUGGGGAAACAUAUCCAAGCCCGGAUAGUCCCGACUGGUCCAAUCCGAAUGAUACGGUGGGGAAGAUCGUGGAUUACGAUGCUGCAAGCAAUAAACUGAGUACUCUUCUGUCGGAGAUCAAUGUGCUCAGUUGGAAUCCAUAUAAUCAUGCAUCGAAAUUCUGUGACUCUGUCACUCAGGGAGGCUGUCCGUUGGGCCCCGUGUUCUACACCAAUGCGAGCGAUCUUUCGGCCCUGCGAGCUUUCUCGGUCCAACAUGACAUGCAAUCCGCGUACCAUUUCUCGACCUUGUCAGCACGUCUAACAAUCAAGUCCGCCGAUGCUGCUGCCACACGGAUUGGUUGUAUCAGUGUGGAUAUCACCCCUGACCUUGGAACGUCGCUUCGAAAUACAAUCACAUAUAUCCCGUUGGUCAUUCUCUUGCUGGUCGGGAUUGCUACUAUCACUGCUGCGAUUUACAGCCCAUGGGGAACCACCGACCCUUUUCACUGGACUAGCAACUAUGGACGUGACGAGGAUGUCCUUCGUCUAGUGACCCCGGGCUUCGGGGAUUGUCUGAACUACAUACAGUUCGCUGUGCUUACUGGAGCCUUGUCAUUGGACUACCCUGGGUACUAUCAACCUGUGGUUAGUCAAGUCGCCUGGUCGGCCCUUAUGUUCAAUCAAAGCCUCCUGGACCCCGGCAAUGAGCGGAAUCCUGUAGUUGAUGGCGUCUAUACUGUCAAUGCUACCUACGGUUUGGACAGGAUGAAUCAAUAUGUGGGAUUGCCAACAUCACGCGACAUCUGGCCUGGAAUGAUGGUCUGGAUGCUUGUGAUUGUCGUCUCAAUCACAGUUCUGAUCCAAGUAGCCUUCGGGCUUCGCACGCUUUAUCGUACGAUUGCCCAUGUGCCGGAAGAAGACCUUCGGUCCAAGAACAUGCCCUUCACCAUUGGAAACGUCAUCCGGAUCGUGUUCAACUAUCUGCUGCUGCCACUCAUGUCUUUCUCGUUCUUCCAGCUCGUGAUUGCCGGCCAGUCUCCGGCCUACUGUGUUGCGUUAGCGGUGGUUGUGAUCUUGAUCCUGGCAUCGUUCUCCAUUUGGACCACUCGCUUGAUCGCGACCACGCGCCCGAAAUCGUACCUGUUUGAUGACCUCUCGACGGUCCUUCUGUAUGGCCCGCUCUACAACACUUUCUGCGACGAUGCGGCCGCCUUCGCUCUGGUUCCGAUCUUCCUUUCGUUCGCCCGCGGUAUCGCUAUUGGAGCACUGCAGCCGUCAGGAAUCGCUCAAAUUGUGCUUCUCGCCAUUUGCGAGGUGGUCUCACUUCUGACCUUGGUGGCGUUCCGACCAUUUGCAUCACCCACUUCCAUGAACCUCUAUCAUGCCUGUUUCUCCAUCAUCCGCUUCCUCACAAUCUUACUCAGCAUUGUUUUCGUCCCCUCUUUAGGUGUUUCGCAGGCUGCACGGGGCUGGAUCGGAUACAUUAUCCUUUUUCUGCAUGCCCUAGUGCUUGUGUUCGGUUUCUUCCUCAAUGCUCUCCAGACCUUGAUUGAGGUUAUCGCACGACUUGCCGGAGCGGGAGGCAAUGAAGGUGGGGUGACCCGAGGUGGUCUGGUCAAGGUAUUUGGUAUGCGGCAGCUGUCACGUCGUGUUCCUCGACAAAGUGUUGGUACACGCCAGAGCAUGGGCUCUGAGGCUGCGAUGUUGGCACAUACUGAUGACCGCCUCUCUUCCCAAUUCGAUGGAUCCAGACCUCGAAGUCUUUCCGGAAGUUCUGCUAUGCUUCUGCAUCGGGCGGGUGCGAGCGAAGGCCGCGCGAGUGCCUUCUUCGAAUCAGGCAGCGCACAGGGUGGAACCCACAGUCGAGCCAAUAGCAGUGGUUUCUUCACGCCAUCAACCCCCGGUGGAUUCGCUGGACCAGGCUAUCAGACGACGGGCAGCAAUUCGCCCAAGAGCGGGCCUGUCUUCGCCGUGCAUCCCCAUGACCCUUACUACCGACCACCCAGGCCUCGCAAGAAGAUCAUUGAGAUAGGUGUAUCGAGGGAGAAGUCUCGCGCAAGAAAACGAGCAGCGAGCUAUGGAGAUGUGGAUGACGAUAUUAUGGAAGGCCCGUCUAUCUCUGGAAGGAAUACCCCUGUCCCUGCGUACCUUCCAGCACCCAAGGACGAUCUCGACUUGGAAGAUCCUCGUCAGUCUAGAACAGACUAUGCAGUACGGGAGGUUGAUUUUUAUUACCGUGUGAGGGGCCCUCCGCUAUCACAGUCGGGCACGCGCAAACUGAAGACAGGCCCGGCUGACCCUACGGGACCUGUCUCAUCCGCCACUGGCUUCUUCCGAAAUUUGUUCAGAGGGAAGACUAAGGAGAAAGGAAAAGGCUUUGAAGUCGUCCGGAGUGCUAGGGCACCACCGCCGGGUCUAUUUCCCGAGGGCGAAGAAUUCCAUGAACCCUAUACAGACGAACCCGAGGAACCGGAGGCCGCAGACCCUGCCCAUCAAGAUUCGGAUAGUGACCGAGACUACAAUGAUUCCGAGAGCGAGGUCCAAGAACGGACUCCAGAGAUCGCAAUUACCCUACCAAACGUUGAUACAGGGGGUGCUAUCGAGCUCCCUAGUCGUGUAGGCUCUCACUCUAGCUCUCAACCACCAUCGACUGAGCGACAGAUUACUCAGCAAGAAGGCGCCCCCGGCCCCACAGCGGAAGAGGCACCAUUGUCGGGUGAACUUCUUCCUGUGGUCGCCCCGGAAGAAACGGCCACUUCCAAUCAACCUGAAGAGAAUAAUCCUGCUCAGUCUCACAACCACCUUCACCCCUCGGCUUCUGUGACUGGCCGGUUGCCGUUCAGUGCAGCUAGUUCUCCCUCACGAGACCGUAACCUCUCUAUUGCCUCAACGACCGCUUCAACUACGUCUAGCCGUCGGCAUGGGAACUCGGAGAACCUGCGCAUCGAGCGCCCAUCCAGUAUGGGUUAUGUUGCCCAGUUUCGUACGCAGGAUAACAUUCAUGAAGCCAGUCCGGAUGAGCCAUCAUUUGCAGGCAGUGCUGCGGAACUGGUGACUGAAGCACAUCACCCCGAGGGAGACCACUGA
Molecule: messenger RNA, 3411 nt
Organism: Aspergillus uvarum CBS 121591
Lineage: Eukaryota; Fungi; Ascomycota; Eurotiomycetes; Eurotiales; Aspergillaceae
Exons: 3
Coding region: 1-3411 (1136 amino acids)
Biological process (GO): transmembrane transport
Source: RefSeq, a predicted model, not a curated record